AGGCUCCGCCCCGCCGCAGCCGCUGUCCGCUCGCCGGUGCUGAUCCACGCAGAGGCCGCUGGUUGCCCGGGUUCGCUUCCGAGGCCGGAGCAAAGCCGGAGGCGCCGAAAGCCGGCAACCCGGUAGAAGGGCCAGGGUCGUGACAGGCUCGCCCGGCUCCGCGCGAUGUCUCUCGAAGCUCGCACGCCCGCUACCUCCGUGCAGCAGCCAGGCCCCGGGGCUGCCGUGCUCUGAGGCCGCGCUCGUGCCAUGGCCGCCCGGGGAGGACCGGGCCCGGGCUCCCGGCACCGCGCGCUGUGCGGGUUGCUUCUGCUCUGCCUCUGGCUGCCCAGCGGGCGCCCCGGAGAACCCGCCGCUCAGCCGUCGGGGGUCGAUCGGCUGCUCCAGGACUUUCGCCGGCAGCUGCAGCGGGCACGGCCCCGCGAGGAGCUAGAACCGGAGCUGCUCGGGGGCCCGCGGGAGGAUUGCCCCGGUGCGGGCGGUACGGCGGUCUACCGGGCCGUCCCCGAUACCAUCAUCCGCACCCAGGACUCCAUCGCGGCGGGAGCCAGCUUCCUGCGCUCACCGGGGACCGUGCGGGGCUGGCGGCAGUGCGUGGCGGCCUGCUGCUCCGAGCCGCGAUGCACCGUGGCCGUGGUGCAGCUGCCCCGGGGGCCCAGCUCGCCCUCUCCCACUCCCGCGCCCCGCUGCUACCUGUUCAACUGCACGGCGCGGGGCCGCAACGUCUGCAAGUUCGUGCCGCUCCGGGGGUACCGUACUUACACUCUCAGCCGCACCGGGGACACCGCCGGGGUUUCGCCCGGGCCAGGUGAGGACGAGCCGCCACUUAGCAAGGCCGGGAAGGAUGUGGUCUUGCAUCUACCCACAGAUGGGGUGAUUCUGGACGGCCGAGAAAGCACAGAUGACCACGCUAUUGUCCAUUAUGAGUGGGUGUUGAAGCAGGGUGACCCGUCAGUAGACAUGAAGGUGCCUCAGCCAGGACUCCUGGAGCUGUCCCACCUGAAGGAAGGAGCGUACAUCUUCCAGCUGACUGUGACUGACACAGUGGGCCAGAGAAACUCUGACAAUGUGUCCGUGAGUGUGCUUCCCAGGACCUAUUCCACGGGAGGAUGCUACAGUGUUUGCUCGAGAUACCAUUUCUUCUGCGACAAUGGCUGCUGCAUUGACAUCACCUUGGCUUGUGAUGGAGUAAGGCAGUGUCCAGAUGGGUCUGACGAAGACUUCUGUCAAAACUUGGGCCUCGACCGCCGGAUGGUGGCGCACACAGUGGCUACUUCUGCCCAGCCAGGGACCACCGGACUGAGUGAAGGGGAAGGAGACCCCUGGUUUGAAAAGCCCCAGAAAGUCACUUCCCAAAACCAACCAGCUACUGUACCCAAGUCGGAAAAGAGGAUUCACUCCACCCAGAAGGCACCAGAAAGUCAAAUCUUUCCAGUCAUGCCGGACGGUAAUUCCUCAGGAAGGAACCAAGAAGAAGGAAGUUACAUUUUCCAGUCCAAGAGGGAUCAAGCACGAGGGGAACACCCAGCCCCAGAAGCAGGUGCAGUGUUACCCUUGGCACUGGGUCUGGCCAUCACGGCUUUGUUACUCCUCAUGGUGACUUGCCGGCUCCGAAUGGUGAAGCAGAAACUUAAGAAGGCCCGUCCCAUUACGUCUGAGGAAUCUGACUACCUCAUCAAUGGGAUGUAUCUGUGAUGAAGUUACUUAAACAGCUGGGGGUGAGGGUGGGCUUCACUUACAAUUUGUUCUUUGGGCUCUAUCCUUAAGACCUUUUGUUUUAAAUUGUGCUAGAAGAUACUGCAGUUAUAAACCUUGAUUUAUCAUGAUACCAUUUUCCUGGGAAUUAAGUGUCACAAAAGGUAGAGAGGAAUUCAUGAGAUUGAAGUGUAUAGUAUGCUGAGACAGAAAGUCAGUAUACUACGAGGUGACAGAGGGCAGUGCCCGCCUUUCGUUUGUGAGGUGCCAACUGCUGGCCCAGGCACCUCCCCUUGUGUUCCGUCUUCUCACGAGCUCCAUUUUAUUUGCCUCUGCCACGUGUCUUUGAAAAGGGAUCUUUAGUGGAUUUUUUUUUUUUUUCGAGACAGGGUUUCUCUGUAUUGUUUUGGAGGCUGUCCUGGAACUAGCUCUGUAGACCAGGAUGGCCUCGAACUCACAGAGCUCCACCUGCCUCUGCCUCCCGAGUGCUGGGAUUAAAGGUGUGCGCCACCAACACCCAGCUUAAGUGGAUUUACACUCAGUGAGAUGUCACCCAUAGCGGGUCUGUAUGUUCUGAACAUUCCGAAUAGGUCAGUGAAGUCCUGCUGGAGAGGAAUAUGGGUUCCCCACCCCACUCCACGCUUCUGAUAUCAGACCAUGGUGGUGGCCGCCAUGUUUGGGUGACCUUUGCAGAACCCCCUUUGGUUAGGAGCAACUCUAGGUGGUUGUGAAAGGAGAUCAAGGUGGCAGCAGGGGACUGGGCAGGCAAAAGCGAAUAAAAGCUUAGCCAUGGAAUAAGCGAGUGAGGACAAUUAAUGUCUCAUCUGUUCAAUGCUGCUUCACGGUGUAAGUACAGUGACUGGCUUAUAUAUGCACUGGCUUUCAACAUUGAGCCUUGCUGAUGAGAAAGUGCGAAUUAUCAAUCAAAACAUUGAUGUCUGUGUAUGGUGUUUGUAAGACUGUCGCCAUGUUUAAGUAUGCUUCCCCUUCGGUUGUUUUGCAGGGUUGGAGGUGGGACCUGGAAGCCUGUUUGUGCUAGGCAAAUGCCCUACCACAGAGUGACACCCCUGCCUUCGCUGUCUUUUAUGUUAUUAGGAUGUUAUAACAUACAAUCAGCUAACGUCAGGAUGCAUCCCCAGAGCAGAAAGCAUUUUUGCACAAACUCAGCUUUACAGGAAAUUAGAAUCGCGCUUAGCAUCUCCCUUUUAAGUCUGUAAGCAGUAAAGGCAGACUUUCCGUCAUCACUCGAUGCCGGGUUAUACACUCGGGAGAUUACUCUGGGGACCACACAGUGUGGUGCCCAUUUAUAAUCAUGAUGUCCCUAUUUUUUGGCAAUCAUUGAAAAACACUGUAGUCUUAUCCGUUUAGACUGAAUGUGAAGUAUGUAGUUCCUUUAGCAAGGGGCUGGAUUUUGGUGAGGGGAUAUAACCUAUCAAAAUGUAAUAAUGGGUAGUUCUAGAAAAAACAAAUAUUUGAUUUUGUUUCUUGAAACUCUAACUUUAGCCUUUGGCUGAGCACUGGCGUAAGUGUUAACAAUGGUAUCUGAAAGAUGAACUGUGUAAACUUAUCUGUGCUCUGAUGCUAUGCGGCUCGUUUUUAUAGAGGGCGUAACCUACAGCCAUACCUAGUAAACUAGAAACCGAUAAGGCAUGUUUCUUCCUGCACUUCUUUUAUAUACAAAGGAAUUAACUACAGUCUAGUAUUGCUAUUGUUUUGAAGUACUUGAGAAAAGAUGUCUUGUAUGUACUACACCUUUAAUAAACUAUUUUAUUCUUA
Molecule: messenger RNA, 3471 nt
Organism: Mesocricetus auratus (golden hamster)
Lineage: Eukaryota; Metazoa; Chordata; Mammalia; Rodentia; Cricetidae
Gene: Lrp11
Product: LDL receptor related protein 11
Exons: 7
Coding region: 250-1695 (481 amino acids)
Molecular function (GO): protein binding
Source: RefSeq, a predicted model, not a curated record